AUGCCACGUAAGCUACGUAAGAAUAUACGUAAGAGGAAGGGAGCAUUGAAACAUCCAAUAGUAAAACUGACACCACAACAACAGUUGCAACAACAAAUGCUGAAUGACCCCACUAUGUUGCAACAAAUGUCAAGCAACCCUAUGCUUUUAAACCGAGUUAUUGGUGCACAGAGUGGAGGUUUAAGAGCGGCACUUUUAGCGAAAAUGGCAGGCUAUGGUGGAGCUGCAGACGGAACAGCUUAUAACCCUCAAAGUCAAAUGAAUUUGAGUUCACUCAAAAAUCAAAUAACAGAUGUCAAAAAGUCAAACAUAGACAUACAGAAACAAAUAAGUGAAAACGAAAAGAAACUAGAAUAUGACAGACACACAAAGAAACUCAAUGAGUUAAACGUAGAGAAAAAGAAGAAAGAAGAACAACUGAAAGAACUAAGUACAGAGGAAUAUGCGAAAAAAGUGUCAGAAAAAGCAGCAGAAGUAGCAAAAAUGGAACAAGAUGUUAUAAAUUUGAAAAACCAUACUACUCAAUAUAAAGUACUGAAAGAUGAAGAAAUAAAACAAAAAGCCCUGAAGACAUAUAUGGAUAGCGAUGAGUAUAAAAAAGAAGUUGAAGCAAAUGUAAAGGCAGAAAAACUUUUACAGUUGCAAAACCAAACCGUACAGUAUGAAAACUUAGCACAAGAAAGUAAAAAUAACGACGCAGCCAUGCAAAAGGCAAUGAAAAGCGCAGAAUAUAUAAAAGCUAAUAAUGACUGGUUAGACGCCCAAGCCAACGCUAAAGCAGCCCAACUUAUAGGGUCAAUAAGGACAAAAAUACAAGCGGAUGAAGACAGUUCAAAUGAAGCUUUAACGAAUGCUGACUUUAAGAACGCCUUCGAAGCUCUUCAUAGUAAGGUGAAACUAGUGAACGACUUCUCAUCUGGAAAGAAACUGAAGUCUGAAGGUUUCGACAAAGAGUUAAAAGAAGUAGCACAAAAUAUGACGAAAAUAACAGAUGCAGCAACGAGACAGGCAGUUCAAAGUGCCCAUGACGCCGUUAGAACAGCUGUUGUGGAAAGUCAAGAAAAAGAGUUACAACAGACCAAAA
Messenger RNA from Trichomonas vaginalis G3, 1084 nucleotides. Its product is annotated as protein of unknown function, DUF4106 family. The transcript has a single exon. Lineage: Eukaryota; Parabasalia; Trichomonadida; Trichomonadidae. The annotation marks the transcript as partial. The record is from RefSeq and is a predicted model, not a curated record.